Messenger RNA from Acanthosepion pharaonis, 771 nucleotides. The record is from the annotation of a GenBank genome assembly. NCBI's taxonomy places the organism in Eukaryota, Metazoa, Mollusca, Cephalopoda, Sepiida, Sepiidae.
AUGUCAUCAGAAAAAAUUUUUUUUCAAAAUAACAAUAAUCAGUAUAUCAGUUUUUUCUUUCUUGCUAUCUAUCUAUCUAUCUAUCUAUCUCAGCCUGUUCAUACCUAUAUAUCUAUCUUAGUUUGUUCAUAUCUAUCUAUCCAUCUAUCUAUCUAUCUAUCUAUCUCAGCCUGUUCAUACCUAUAUAUCUAUCUCAGUUUGUUCACAUCUAAUCAUCUAUCCAUCUAUCUCAGCCUGUUCACAUCUAUCUAUCUAUCUCAGUUUGUCCAUAUUCAUCCAUCCAUCUAUCUAUCUAUCUCAGUUUGUCCACAUUCAUUCAUCUAUCCAUGGUAUCUAUCUAUAUCCAUCCAUCUAUCUAUCUCAGCCUGUUCAUAUUCAUCCAUCUAUCUCAGUUUGUUUACAUUCAUAUCUAUCUAUCCAUCUGAAAAAUCUAUCUAUCUCAGCCUGUUCAUAUCAUCCAUCUAUGUUUAUCUAUCUAUCUAUCAUCUAUCUAUCUAUCUCAGCCUGUUCAUACCCAGAAAUCUAUCUCAGUUUGUUCAUAUCUAUCUAAAUCUAUGUUUAUCUAUCUAUAUAUAUCUAUCUAUCUAUUAUCUAUCUAUCACAGCCUGUUCAUAUCAUCUAUCUAUCUAUCUAUUAUCUAUCUCAGCCUGUGUAUAUCUAUCUAUCUAUCUAUCUAUCUAUCUAUCUAUCUAUCUAUCUUUGAGGGAAAAUAUCUCCCUGUUUGUACCAAUUUCUUUUCAUAUAUAUAAAAUUUACAGUACACCCCUCUGA